This is a messenger RNA of Tauraco erythrolophus (red-crested turaco), 2459 nucleotides long. NCBI's taxonomy places the organism in Eukaryota, Metazoa, Chordata, Aves, Musophagiformes, Musophagidae. The record is from RefSeq and is a predicted model, not a curated record.
GUUUCCAGCAGGUUUCUCUGUUGUCUUCCUAUGAAGUUGUAAUCCCGCAGAGGUUAGGAAGAGAACGGCGAGAGGCUUCCGAUGUCUCCUCACUACAGGACAAGGUGUCGUAUGCUAUUGAGAUAGAGGGAAAAGAAUACACAAUUCAUCUAGAAAAGAACAAAGAACUGCUGCCCAAAGAUUUCACAGUUUAUACUUACAAUAAGGAGGGGAAGUUGCAAUAUGAACAUCCAGAUAUCCAGGAUCACUGCCAGUACCAGGGAUACGUGGAGGGGACCCUGGAUUCUGUGGUUGCUGUCAGCACUUGCUCGGGGCUCAGGGGUUUGGUGACAAUAGGGAACAUCACCUAUGGAAUUGAGCCCAUGGAUUCCUCUUCUGACUCUAAACACAUUUUAUAUCGGUUGGAUAAUGUAAAGAAAGAGCCCACGAUGUGUGGAGUAACUGCUGAAGACCAUGAAAGAGAACACACAGAGGAAGAUCACCAUCCCAGUGUGACUCAGCUGCUGCGAAGAAAGAGAGCAGUCCUACAUCAGACAAGAUAUGUGGAGCUGUUCAUAGUUGUAGAUAAAGAAAAGUUUGAAGAUUUCGGGAAGAGUGAAACAGAAGUAAGAGAACACAUGGUGCAACUGGCAAACUUCCUUGACAGUAUGUACAUCAUGUUGAACAUCCGCAUUGUGCUGGUUGGUCUAGAGAUUUGGAAGCACGAGAACAUAAUUAGCACGGACGGAGGUGCUGGCGAUGUGCUGGCGAAUUUCGUACAGUGGCGAGAGAAGAACCUCGUUUUGCGCCGGAGACAUGACAGUGCCCAGUUUGUUCUGAAGAAGGGGUUUGGUGGCACAGCUGGAAUGGCCUAUGUUGGGACAGUGUGCUCCAAGAGCCAUGCAGGAGGCAUUAAUGUGUUUGGAAGAAUCAGCAUCCAGAUGUUUGCAUCAAUUAUGGCUCAUGAGCUGGGACAUAACCUGGGGAUGAACCAUGACGACGAACGUGUCUGUCACUGCGGAGCAAGCAGUUGCAUUAUGAGCUCUGGAGCAUCGGGGUCGAGGAACUUCAGCAGCUGCAGUGCAGAAGACUUUGAGAAGCUGACUCUCAACAAAGGUGGAAGCUGCCUGCUCAACGUUCCCAAGCCUGACGAAACCUAUAGUGUCCCGUACUGCGGGAACAAGCUGGUAGAUGCUGGGGAGGAUUGUGACUGUGGUUCACCAAAGGAAUGUGAAAGUGAUCCUUGCUGUGAACCAGGCACCUGCAGACUCCGACCUGGUGCUGAAUGUGCUUACGGCGACUGCUGUAAAAACUGCCAGCUGCUUCCUGGAGGAACCGAGUGUCGGGCGAGUAGCAACGAGUGUGACCUUCCCGAGUACUGCAACGGCACGUUCCAGUUCUGCCAGCCGGACUUCACCGUUCAGAACGGCCACCCGUGCCACAACGAGGAAGCCUACUGUUACAACGGCGUUUGCCAGUACUACGACGCGCAGUGUCAGGAUAUCUUUGGCCCAAAAGCCAAAGCAGCCCCCAACAUUUGUUUUGAAGAAGUGAAUUCCAAGGGUGACAGGUUUGGCAACUGUGGUUUCCAUGGCCAUGACUACAAGAAAUGUUCCAGCUGGAAUGCCAUGUGUGGGAAGCUGCAAUGUGAAAAUGUGGAAACUAUGCCUGUUUUUGGAAUUAAGCCUGCUAUUAUCUGGACUCCCAUUAGAGGCACCACCACAUGCUGGGGUGUCGAUUUCCAGCUAGGCUCUGAUGUGCCAGACCCAGGAAUGGUGAAUGAAGGCACCAAGUGUGGUACUGGAAAGAUCUGCAGGCACUUCCAGUGCGUGAGUGCCUCCGUCCUGAACUACGACUGUGAUGUGGAGGGGCAGUGCCACGGGCACGGGGUGUGCAACAACAACAGGAACUGUCACUGUGAAGCAGGCUGGGCCCCUCCUUACUGUGACACUAAAGGCUACGGGGGAAGCGUGGACAGUGGCCCCCCGUACAACGACAAAGACACUUCACUGAGAAAUGGGCUGCUGGUAUUUUUUUUCCUGGUCCUCCCGCUGCUUGUAGUUGCUGCUCUGGCAUUUGCAAAGAGAGACAGGCUGAAGCGAUGCUUUAGAAGAUUCAUGUCACGCUGCCAUUCGUCACUGCAGUCACCACCGCCCAGGACAGAAACCGAACCGAGAGACCACCAGCACAGAGGCUUCUCGCACGGCAUGCCUUACGCUCCAAGGAGUGCUCCCAUGGAUAUGGAACCAAACACCUUUCCUGUUCCAUCUUACCCGGUUAACCAGCAUCCUCAGCAGGCCUACCACCAGUCUUACUACCCAUCUCCGCAAUACCAGGCACCGCAGCCACAGAGGCUGCCCACAAGGCCACCGCCUCCGCAGCAGAAAUGUGUACCUCAGGGACCUCCUCCAUCACAGCAAAAACGUUUACCUCAGGGACAGUAUUUUCCUUCUCGACCGGCGCCUUUGCCUCCCAAAUAG